Dioscorea cayenensis subsp. rotundata (Guinea yam) is the source of this 992-nucleotide messenger RNA. RefSeq lists its product as uncharacterized. The record is from RefSeq and is a predicted model, not a curated record. The transcript has a single exon. Lineage: Eukaryota; Viridiplantae; Streptophyta; Magnoliopsida; Dioscoreales; Dioscoreaceae. Bases 11 to 988 code for a protein of 325 amino acids.
UCUGAUAAUCAUGUUUGGCAGCAUGCACCCUCUCAACUUCCCCCAAAUCCCGCACCUCGUUCUCCCCAAAACCCUAACAAGAAAAAACCCUAACCCUAACACCAACAACACUAUUCCAUUGGCCACCAAAUCCAAGCAAAGCAAGCAAGAAGAAUACAACAACAACGAUGAAGAAGAUGGUGGCAUCCCCUCCAACGAAGUGAAAACCCUAGUCAAAUUCAAAUCCAACCACAACUACAUCCGCGUCCUCCAAGUCUCCCGGCGAGCCGACCACCACCUCGCUGGCUCUCGACUCCUCCUCCUCGACUCCCCCGGCAACAUCCACAGCAUCUCAUUCCUCUUCAAAUCCCUCACCGCCACUUACUUCGACGUCUUCGCCACAUUCCCCCCAAUCCUCCCCUCCGGCCCAAUCGCCAUCCUCGGCUUCGGCGCUGGAACCGCCGCCAGACUCAUCCUCCAUCUGUACCCUGAAUCGCAGAUCCACGGAUGGGAGCUCGACUCAUCUGUUAUCUCCGUCGGGAGAGAGUUCUUCGGCCUGGAGAAACUCGAGAAACAGAACAAAGGCAAGCUUUUUAUCUACAUUGGCGAUGCUCUGGAUGCCGAGAUCAACGACGGGUUUUCAGGGAUCCUUGUUGAUCUCUUCUCGAAGGGGAGCUUGAUCCCGGAGCUACAGAAGGCGGAGACAUGGAAGAGAUUGAAGAGCAAGUUGAAGAAGGGAGGGAGGAUCAUGGUGAACUGCGGCGGGAGCUGCGUUGAAGCCGAGGAUCCGGAGCGAGAGGGGAACGCGGUGAUGGUGGAGACGCUGAAGGCGAUGCGGGAGGUGUUUGCAGACAAGGUGUUUGUUUUAAAGCUCAGGCAUUGGAAAGAAGAUAGUUGUGUUGCUUUUACUGGGCCUUCGCCGAAUAUGGGCUUUUGGAAACAGGCCUUGCCUUUGGGCUUGAACUCUUAUGUUGAUACGUGGGCUCCUUUGUCAUCCUUGGAACUCUAGUGAA